Rosa chinensis is the source of this 666-nucleotide messenger RNA. RefSeq lists its product as uncharacterized. The transcript is spliced from 5 exons. Lineage: Eukaryota; Viridiplantae; Streptophyta; Magnoliopsida; Rosales; Rosaceae. The coding region runs from base 1 to 657 and encodes 218 amino acids. The record is from RefSeq and is a predicted model, not a curated record.
AUGAUUGGAACACUACUCCCACAAGUUUUUACAGUCACAGUGUCCACAGUUGCCGAAAAUCUUGCACAACUUAUGUACAGUAUCAUGAUGACUGGAUAUAUGUUUCAAAAUGCACAGUACAGGUUGGAACUGCAGCAAAGUUUAGAGCCAGUUGCUCUUCCCCAAGGGCAAGAGAAAAAGGAUGCACCAGAGUAUGCACCUGGUACACAGAAGUCGAAUGUGUCAGGGGAAGUUAUUAGGUGGAAUAAUGUUUCUGGCCCUGAGAAAAUAGAUGCUAAGAAGUACAUAGAGUUACUUGAAGCAGAGAUUGAGGAAUUGAAUAAUGAAGUUGGUAGGAAAUCUGCAAAUGGACAAAAUGAAUUGUUGGAGUAUCUCAAGUCUCUCGAGCCCCAAAAUUUAAAGGAGUUGACUAGUACUGCUGGAGAUGAUGUUGUGGUUGCAAUGGAUACAUUCAUCAAGCGGCUUUUGGCUGUUUCAGAUCCUAGCCAAAUGAAGGCUAGUGUAACAUCAACAACUGCAGCAGAACUUGCAAAGCUGCUUUAUUGGCUAAUGGUAGUCGGAUAUAGUCUUCGCAACAUUGAAGUUCGUUUUGAUAUGGAACGAGUACUUGGGAAUCCUCCAAAGCUCGCAGAAUUGCCUCCAGGUGAAAAUGUUUAAGUGCUGUGU